AUGGUGACAGCAGGGGGAGGCAGCCCCAGCAGCUCCCUGGCCCUGGCGCUCUGUGACUUCCCCUCCGGCACGGGCUCUGUCCUGAGGAUGGGGGAGCAGCUCCGCAUCCUCUCCGAGGACGGGGAAUGGUGGCUGGUGGCAUCUGAGGUGUCCGGCAAGGAGUGCAACAUCCCCAGGAGCUGCGUGGCCAAAGUCAGGCACAGGUGGCUGUACCAGGGCAUCACCCGGCAGAAGGCAGAGGAGCUGCUGCUCCUGCCAGGCAACCACAGCGGAUCCUUCUUGAUCCGGGAGAGCCAGACACGGAGAGGAUGCUUCUCGCUGUCGCUGCGGCACGGCCAGAGCUGCUCCUGGGACGCGGUGACACAUUACCGCAUCCACCGCCUGGAGAACGGCUGGCUCUACAUCUCCCCCCGCCUCACCUUCUCCAGCCUGCACGACCUGGUGGACCACUACUCCGAGCUCAGCGAGGGACUGUGCUGCCCCCUCAGGGACCCCUGCGCAGUGGAAGGGACGAGAGUGGCCCCGGUCCCUGCCGUGCCCACCGUGGUGAGGAACCCAUCACCCAACUGGGAUGAGAUCGAGAGUUCCCUUCUGCUCUCGGAGGCCACGUUCCCAGCCGAGGAUUCCCCGCUCAGCCUGGGCCUGCGGGAAUCCAUCAGCUCCUACCUGCUCCUGGCAGACACGGCUGCCCCCGGGCAGAGCCCUGCGGGGAAGGGGCUGGGGAGCAGCUGA
Calypte anna (Anna's hummingbird) is the source of this 732-nucleotide messenger RNA. It is a transcript of the gene SLA2, whose product is annotated as Src like adaptor 2. The record is from RefSeq and is a predicted model, not a curated record. Gene Ontology annotation, molecular function: protein binding. Lineage: Eukaryota; Metazoa; Chordata; Aves; Apodiformes; Trochilidae.